Messenger RNA from Peromyscus eremicus (cactus mouse), 1128 nucleotides. RefSeq names its product small integral membrane protein 30 (gene Smim30). The record is from RefSeq and is a predicted model, not a curated record. Bases 58 to 237 code for a protein of 59 amino acids. The transcript has a single exon. NCBI's taxonomy places the organism in Eukaryota, Metazoa, Chordata, Mammalia, Rodentia, Cricetidae.
UUCCUUUGUUUCCGUGUUUAAUUUCUAGGGAAGUUCAGCCCUCCAGACCCCAACAUCAUGAAUUCGGUGUCAACAAAGUUGAUCUUAGUGCUCACUUCACUGCUGUUGAUUCUGCCUGUUGUUGAAGCUGUAGAAGCUGGAGAUGCGAUUGCACUCUUACUGGGAGUGGUUCUCAGCAUUACAGGCAUUUGUGCUUGCUUGGGGAUAUACGCCAGAAAGCGAAAUGGACAGAUGUGACUCUGGAGGACUCUUCUGAAUUAGACUUCACCCUGGCCAGACUGAAAACCAUUGUGCUAUUGAGGCCAAACCCAAGGUUUGAUCUCUCCUGUUCCCAGCAAGAGGGUUACAGUUAAGAGGAUGAUUUCACAUUUACUUGGUUGUUUUUCCUAAGAUGGGAGUAGAUGGGGUGGGGUGGGAGUGGGGACUCUUUACAACAAAGAGUGCACUAAGAAAAUGGCCUAUGGUUUGUAUUUGCUGCUUAGGAAGGGGGUCAAGGAGGGCUUAAAUUUGCAUAAGCAUUAUUUCAUGCUUUCUAGAUUGUUAAAGCACAUGACAUUGGAGGAAAGAAGUAUUUGCUCAGAAUCUAGUAAAUCAACAUUGUUGCUGUAUUAAUCACUGCCUCUUGAAUUCUGGGGGAAUCUUUUUCUCUGUAUUUUUUGUUGUUGUUCUAUCUCCCUAGUUGAUAUUGUACUUAGAUAUUAAAUAGCCAAAAAUUGAAACUUUUAUGUCUGAGAAAAAGAUUAACUAAAAUGUACUCAACAUGUCUAAUUCUAAAAUGGAGAAAAGAUUUGUUAAAAAAAUAACUUUAUAUUAAUUGAGUAACAUCUCCUUUGUGAGGAGUACUGUAUCAAAUACAUAUCCAUUAUGCCAUAAGUGAAUCUGGUUAUUUUGGUCUGUUUGUAUCUAUGUGUGGACUAGUUAUUUUUAAAUGAAUAGAGAGAGCCUGGUUACCUUACCUUAACAGAUCACAGUGGAUGAGAAAUGAGCGUCUUUGGGAUAGGAGAGGCCUUUGGUAGAAAAUCCACAAGUACAGAAAGAAAUGUAUUGGCCGCAUUGAUUUGUACACCAGCUAAAUAAAUGGGCACACCUUCUUUGCCACAGUAAAUAAAGAGUCCCCAAACCAACAGA